UAAGCAGCUAAAAGUUCUUCAAAAAAAUAAAAAAUAUAUAAAAAAAUAAAAAAUAAAAAAUCUGGAGCCUCCCGUCGCUUUGUGAAAUUCCGAUCAACCAGAUUCGGUCGCUUCUUUGUGCAUAAGGAUUAUGAUCGCCGGCGUUCACUUUGCACGUUUCCUAUAAUCCUUCAUCAUCUUGUCCAAUCCAUUUCCCCUACCGCAGGAGCAUGUAUGUUCGGUGACGAUGUUGCGGCAUUGAGUUUGUAUUUCAAAUCGCACACACAGGGAGAGAGACAAGAGACAGGGACUUGGUUGAGGGCAUUUCUAUGGCUGAUAUCUACGUCUGGCUCCUCUCUUUCUUCUUUAUCAUUGCGCUUCUCAUACUCGUCGUUUUCCAGCUGAUGUGCUUAGCUGAUCUUGAGUUUGAUUAUAUCAAUCCUUAUGAUUCCUCAUCACGAAUAAACAAAGUGGUGGUACCUGAGUUCAUCACCCAAGGAGUCUUGUGCAUCUUUUAUCUUCUAACAGGGCAUUGGAUUAUGUCAUUCUUUUGUGUGCCCUACCUCUAUUACAAUUUAAGAUUGUACACUCAGCGAAAGCACCUGGUGGAUGUUACCGAGAUAUUCAAUCAGUUACCUUGGGAAAAGAAGCGAAGGCUUUUCAAACUCGUCUAUCUUAUUUCUCUUCUCUUUCUCUCCAUAUUUUGGUUGAUUUACAGUGCGUUGGAGGAUCAUGAUUCUUGAAUAGGAAUAACAGAGCUGCAAAUUGUUGUCUAGUAGGAGAUAAUGCCACUGUGCGACUCACUACAAAGUUUGGUGUUCUUUACUCGUAGGGUAUCUUAUUGUGUUGUAAUUCUGGACAAAUGAUUGCCUUGUGAGUAACAUCUAAAGGGGUUUUCUUUUUUCUUCUUGAUUGCCAACUAAAUGCUGCCCCUGUUUUGCA
Messenger RNA from Cucurbita pepo subsp. pepo (vegetable marrow), 921 nucleotides. Lineage: Eukaryota; Viridiplantae; Streptophyta; Magnoliopsida; Cucurbitales; Cucurbitaceae. The record is from RefSeq and is a predicted model, not a curated record.